UUCUGACCACCCAAAACGCAAACCCUUCCCUUAGCCUUUUUCCUUCUCUCUCACACACACAGCUUCUCUCUUUCUCUUCUUUCUCUCUCCUAUUCUUCUUCUUCUUCUUCUUCUUUCUCUGCAACAGUUUCACCAUUCUCCCCAAACCCCUAGAUUUUCUCAUACAAUCCCUUCUCUUCUCUUCAGCUUCUCUCUGCAAAUCACUUCUUCCCCAAACCCCCAAUCCUGCCUUUCCUUUCGAUCUCCCACUCUUAUUCAUCCGCCCACCCCCCCUCAUGGCCGACGGCAAGUUCGAUCUCCCCGACGAUCUUCUUUCCUCUCGCCCUUCUGAUCACUCCUGGACCCCCAAAGCUUCUGGAGGGAAUGAUGAGGAGAAGGUGCUCUCGGGUUUCCUUGAUGAGUCUAAAGACUCUGUGGCUUCAGAGAACAGCAUACCUUUGUCCCCUCAAUGGCUAUAUGCCAAACCAAGUGAAACUAAGGAAGUGCGUGCUCCAACACCAGUAUCUCUUGCUAACUCAACUGAUCUCAAUCAGAAAGAGGGUUGGCGCCCUGAUGGGUCUGAGGACAAGAAGGAUUGGAGGAAGAGUACAUCUGAAAAUGAAAGUGGCCGCCGUUGGAGAGAGGAAGAGCGAGAAACUGGCUUACUUAGUGGUCGCCGCAGGAAAACUGAGAGACGCAUGGAUAACAUGUCAACUAAGGAGACAUUGGAGGGUAGAGUCCUCCCUAAUUCGGACAGAUGGCACGAUGGUCGCACUUCUGGGCAUGAUAGUCGCACUUCUGGUCAUGACAGUCGUACUUCUGGACAUGAUAACCGUACUUCUGGGCAUGACAGUCGUACUUCUAGUCAUGAUGCACGGCGUGACAACAAAUGGACGUUGAGAUGGGGGCCCGAUGACAAAGAAAAGGAAUCACGGAUGGACAAGCGAUCAGAUGCUGAUAAGGAAGAUGUUCGCAGUGACAGUCAAUCAGUGAGUAGUAAUCGCCCUGCUUCUGAGCGUGAAUCUGAAUCGCGUGAUAAAUGGAGGCCUCGCCAUAGGAUGGAAAGCCAUUCUGCUGGCGCAACUUCCUUUCGUGCUGCACCCGGAUUUUCACUUGAGAGAGGGCGGGGAGAUGGGGGGUCUAAUUUGGGAUUUACAAUUGGAAGAGGAAGAGGAAAUACCAUUGGGAGAUCGUCUACUGGUCUCAUUGGAGUACCACACUUGGAUAAGAUUGAAAAUGUUCCUGGGAAACCAAGAUACUCAUCUCAUGCUUUUUGUUACCCUAGGGGUAAGCUUCUCGACAUAUAUAGGAGGCAGAAAUCUGAUCCAUCGUUCUCGGAUAUGCCUGAUGAUAUGGAAGAAUUGCAGCCUUUGACUCAACCUAGUGUUGUAGAACCAUUGGCUUUUGUUUCUCCGGAUGCUGAAGAGGAGAGUACCCUUGGUGACAUGUGGAAGGGGAAAAUCACCAGUAGCGGGGUUGUUUACAAUUCACAUACGAAGGGGAAGCCUACUGAAUCUGUUUUAGGAGAUGUAGACUCCAUAGAUGGAUAUCAGGCUGCGCUGGAUUUGACUUUAGAGUCCGAGAAUAUAGCAGAAACUCCAAUUGAAGAUAUUUCUGAUGUGGGUCAUGAAGUUACAAAUGAUGAAGCAUUCCAAGAUGCCAUUGACGGGAGCAUUUGGAGUCAUCCUUCAAUGAGAGAUGUCCUAGAUGGAAAAUAUGUGAGCCAUAAGGAAGAGGAAAUAAGGUCUAGUGCCAUUUCUAUGCCAGACUCUCGUGGAUUGGCCCACACAGUUUCUACAGCAGCCUCGCUACGUGUGAUGGAGAUUGGCAGUGGGCUACCUGGUACUCAGCUAAAUGCAGAUUCUGAUCAUAAAAGGCCUCAGAACUUUGAUGAAAUUGAGUUUGCCAAUUCGUUUGAUGUCAAAUCCAAGCUUUCUGAUGAUCCUAGUUCUAUUUUCUUUAUUCCCUUCUCUGAGCAAAAUCCAAACAGAAGUUCUGAUGUGAAAUCUGAGGAGCUGAGUUUGUUCUAUCUUGAUCCUCAAGGGGUUAUACAGGGGCCUUUUAUUGGGGCUGACAUCAUCUUGUGGUAUGAACAAGGUUUCUUUGGGUUAGACCUGCCUGUUCGGUUGGCAGAUGCCCCUGAGUCCCCAUUUUGUGAGUUGGGGGAGGUUAUGCCACAUUUGAAAGUUAGAGAGGGAAGUGUUGAUUGUGCUGAUGGGAAAUCUCUUUCAGGCCAGUCUGGUGCCUCAGGAGGAAUAAUAGAGACCAGUUUACCUUCUAAGCAUCCGGCACUUGAUAUGAAUGAUGCGUCUACAACAAAUGAGGUUCAUCGAACACUCGCUGAAUUACGUAGCCUGUCCAAUCAACACAUAGCAUCUGGAAUGUCUGAAGCUGAAGCACCAUUUCAAUUGCAUGCCAAGGGUCAAAGCUUUCAUGAUGUUGUUGCUCAGGAUGAAGAAAUUGUGUUUUCUGGAAGACCUGGAAACGAUGGUUACCAAUUUCCCAACUCUCCUGGGGUGCUGCCUAUGGUGAAUUCUAUCAGCCAGCCUUCUCUUUUGAAUGAGUUAAGUGAUCGCAGCCUGCCUGUUCAGAAUGAAAAUAAGUUGCACCCUUUUGGAUUGCUGUGGUCUGAGUUGGAAGGUACAAAUAUGAAACCAGUUGAAGUCACAAAUUCGAAACAUACCAAGUCAGUUAAUAACAUGCCUUCAAGUAUGGUAAGAACCACAUCGUUAGUUGGGAAGCCGGAAGUACCUCUUAAUGCAGAGACUUGGCUUGAUGUAUACAGAAGAAGUAUGCAUUCUGACCAGGGUGUAUACCAGGAGGCCAAUGUUGCUCAUUCCUUGCCACAUAUAGAACAAGAAUCUAAUAGGUUUGAUUUGGCAGAUCAACUCAUGUCCCACCAAUAUCAUCAGGCACUUCAACAGCGGAAUUUAUUGUCUCACACUAACGAAGCUACUUUAGAUCAUCAUAUGCAACAACAGAAUCUUAUUCACCAGCAGCAGCUGUUGGCUAAUAGAAGUACACCCGAUCUUGAUCAUUUCUUGAACCUGCAGAUGCAACAGCAACAACAACGGCAGCUGCAGUUACAGCAUCAGUUACAGCAGCAGCAGUUGCAGCAGCAGCAAAAGCUUUUGCAGGAACAACAUCAGUCUCAAGUCCAGCAGGCACUGCUUGAACAGUUGUUGCGUCGACAAAUGCAUGAUUCGGGCCUUGGGCAGUCACGUAUUGAUCCAAUUAGAGCCAAUAAUGCUCUUGAUCAGGUGUUAAUGGAGCAACAUCUUUUACAUGAGCUACAGCAGCAACAAUCUCAUCAUCAACAAAGAUCUGUUGAUCCAUCUUUCGAGCAGCUUAUCAAAGCAAAGUUUGGUCACUUGCCACCACACCAAGAACAAAGAGAUUUGUCUGAAUUAUUAUCUCGGGUUCAGCAUGGGCACAUUCAAUCAUUGGAUAAUCAACUUGCCCACCAGGAUGUGCUACAGUCGAGACAAUUGUCUAUGGCAUUAAGGCAGAGGGCCAGUAUGGAGGACAAGAGACAUGUUUGUGGUCCUAUCUGGCCAGAGGAUGAGGCCGAUCAGCAGUUUUUCAGAGGACAUGCUGGCACACAACGUUUACCAACGUCAGGAUUUGAAUUAUACCAGCAUCAACAGAGGCAAGCUCAUGCAGACCAGUUGAAUCACCUUGAGCACAACCUUUCCUUUCAAGAUCGGUUUAGGCUAGGUCUUUAUGAGCCUGCUUCACUUCCACUCGAGAGAUCAAUAUCCUAUCCUGACGUUGCUCAGGGGAUGAAUCUGGAUGUAGUUAAUGCUAUGGCUCGUGCUCGGGCUUUAGAAUUGCAAGAAUCCAGUGCACAUAAUCCACCUGGCGGUCAACUGGUGGGGCAAUAUGCACCUGGUGCCAUUCCACAGAAUCAUCAUCACUCUCUAGUCAGUAACCAGUUUCAUGUUUCACAUUUCGAUGGAGCUGAAGGCAACUGGUCUGAGAAAAAUGAGCGACUUGGAAAUGAAUGGAUGGAGUCUCGGAUUCAACAAAGGCAUAUCAAUAUCAACGCUGAGCAACAGAAAAGGGAGUUGGAGGCUAAAAUGAUUUCUGAGGAUCCAACUUUAUGGAUGUCAGAUGGACUUAAUGAUGAGAAGUCAAAGCAGUUAUUAAUGGACCUACUCAAUCAGAAAUCUGUUCAUCAACCCACAGAACCCCUGGAUGUAGGAAGUGGAGCAUCUUUCAAUAGAGGAUCAUCUGGCCUCUAUUCUGGAUCAGGCUCUCUUGAACAGUCGUUCGUUCUUCAUUCAGGCAAGGAAAGAGGUAUGAACAACACAUUGCCAGUGGGGUCUUAUGGUUCUAAUGCUUAUGAACCACUGCAAGAUGAGCAUCCUGGCAACUUGAGCUUGACAAGCAAUGAGAAGGUCCCAUACAGGUCGGAUUCUGUAUCUGCUGUCAAGGGAGCAUCGAUUUUGUCUGGUCUUAAAGCCAAUGGUUCAAUUAACAGCUCUAGUUCUAGCAUGGCUACCGCUGGUAACCUUUCUAUGACUAGAGACGUCUUGGAGGUGGAGGGUAGGGCACGAGGAUUGAAAGGUGAGGGUUUGGUGAAAACUCAAGCCUUUCAAAUUCAAGAAAGCAUGCUUGACCUAGUAGCAUCUGGUGAUCGUGGGGAAUUUGCAAUGGAUACUCAUACCCUUAGUCGGCAUUCGUCUCUUGGUUCUGCUGGCUUUCACAAUGAAAAAAUUGCUAAUACGUUUCCAGAAGAGGUUGCUAAAGACCCGGUGACCAUUCACAACAAAGAUAGUACUUCGUUGAAACGCCCUCCUGUCUCACGCACUUCGGCAUCCCAGGAUGGAUUGUCUGUCCUGAUUCCUGAUCCGGUUGUUAGAGGAAAGAACUCAGAUGGUGGAAGACCGGACCCAACUAGUAUCUUGGUGAACCAAGAAAACAUGGCAGCCAUGAAGAAAGAGAUGCGUUUCCGGCGCUCUUCUUCUUGUAGUGACAGCGACGUGUCAGAGACUUCUUUUAUCGAUAUGCUGAAGAAGACAGCUCCACAAGAAUCCCAUUUGACAACGGCGGGAGUUCCAGAGCCAUCUGAUGGAAUGCAGGGAGGGAAAGGUGGGAAAAAGAAAGGGAAGAAGGGGAGACAGAUAGAUCCCGCACUACUCGGAUUCAAAGUCACCAGCAACCGAAUUAUGAUGGGUGAAAUCCAACGCUUAGACGAUUGAUCCAUUAGGCAAGAUAUAGAACAGAAAUUGAUUUUUUUUUUCCAAUCAUUUUUGUAGAUUGUGCAGUUAUUUGUUUUCGUGUUUGUUUAACCCUCUUGUAAGUUGUUGUAUAUAGGUUUCUUAGAGUUGUCAGCUGCGUUGAAACAUGUGGCCGGUAUAUGUAUUCCAAUUCUUUUCUUUUUUCCCGCAGUUGUAAAUGAUCAAAUUUGAGUUGGUCAAAUUACCAAACCUUUGUACAGGAACUUCGAAGAGAGUUGAAAUUUUAUUCUUUUUCUUUUUUGUUC
This is a messenger RNA of Cucumis melo (muskmelon), 5467 nucleotides long. RefSeq names its product protein ESSENTIAL FOR POTEXVIRUS ACCUMULATION 1. The record is from RefSeq and is a predicted model, not a curated record. Bases 276 to 5183 code for a protein of 1635 amino acids. Gene Ontology annotation, molecular function: protein binding. Lineage: Eukaryota; Viridiplantae; Streptophyta; Magnoliopsida; Cucurbitales; Cucurbitaceae. The transcript is spliced from 12 exons.